Messenger RNA from Bactrocera latifrons, 403 nucleotides. It is a transcript of the gene SmF, whose product is annotated as small nuclear ribonucleoprotein F. Gene Ontology annotation, biological process: spliceosomal snRNP assembly; mRNA splicing, via spliceosome. Lineage: Eukaryota; Metazoa; Arthropoda; Insecta; Diptera; Tephritidae. Gene Ontology annotation, molecular function: RNA binding. The record is from RefSeq and is a predicted model, not a curated record. Gene Ontology annotation, cellular component: catalytic step 2 spliceosome; U1 snRNP. The transcript is spliced from 2 exons. Bases 1 to 270 code for a protein of 89 amino acids.
AUGUCAGCUGCUAUGCCAAUUAAUCCAAAACCAUUUCUAAAUGGUUUGACUGGUAAAGCGGUCAUAAUAAAAUUAAAAUGGGGUCACGAAUAUAAAGGAUAUUUGGUUUCCGUAGAUGGCUACAUGAAUAUGCAGUUGGCCAAUACCGAAGAACAUACCGCGGAUGGUCAAGUGACAGGAAAUCUAGGGGAAGUUCUUAUACGUUGUAAUAACGUAUUAUAUAUAAAAGGCGUAGACGAUGAGGAUGAGGAGGGUGAAAUGAGAGAUUAAAGUUACAUAUGGAAAAAAGUGGAAAUCAGAAGAUCGUUGAUAAUCUUUCAGCAGGUUUUUAGAAUUAAGUUAUGUAGUCUGAAUAUAAUUAAAAUUUGUAUUAGAAUUUUAAUAAAAUGUUAAAACAUAUAUA